Messenger RNA from Cylicostephanus goldi, 237 nucleotides. NCBI's taxonomy places the organism in Eukaryota, Metazoa, Nematoda, Chromadorea, Rhabditida, Strongylidae. The record is from the annotation of a GenBank genome assembly.
AUGCCACCUACGCAGCCUAGCCGAAAUCCGCUGGUGAACGAAGUUGCAAUGGAAAGCGAUGAGCAAAACAUGGAUCGACUCUCAUUAGACGAAGACUUUAGUCCUAGCCCAGAAGCUAUGGGUGAUGCUUUGCCUAUAGAAGAAUUUGGAUUGGAACAGCCAAGCCACCAUGAAGAAACAGAAACUAUGCAACAAGCGGAAACAGAAGCACCAGCGAUGCCGAAGAUGAAUAUUGAG